Messenger RNA from Nerophis lumbriciformis (worm pipefish), 2556 nucleotides. NCBI's taxonomy places the organism in Eukaryota, Metazoa, Chordata, Actinopteri, Syngnathiformes, Syngnathidae. The record is from RefSeq and is a predicted model, not a curated record.
AUGUGGAGCGUGUUCCUAUUUGGCUUUCUGGCUCAUUUCUGUUUGAGCGGUGCCUUUAAAUCAAGAAUUGCGGCGGAAGAUAACAGCGAAGCUAACACCGGAAUUGAUGACCUUCAUUCCAUUUUGGCUGAUUUUGAGGUUCUGUCAGUGUCAGACCUCCACUUGCACUCCGUGAGGAAGAGGGACGUGCACUCCCCGUCCCAUUUAGAGCGCCUGGUCAGCUUCAGAGCCUUGCAAAGACCUUUCAAUCUUUACUUGACCACCAAGACUGAUCUUUUCACCGACAACUUCCGAGCUGUGUUUGUGGAUCGACUCGGAAAAGAAGUAAAAUACGACGUUCAGCGUCAGAACUACUUCACGGGGCACGUGGUUGGUGAAGAGAAUUCUCGUGUGCAAGCACACAUUGAUGGUGAUGAGUUCUCAGCUCAUAUUCUAACUGACGAAGCAGAGUACAAUGUAGAGCCGUUAUGGAGGUUCACAGACAGUGUUAGCGACGGCAGGUUGCUGGUGUAUCGUUCGGAAGACAUCAGGAAUCUGAGCCGCAUCGCUUCUCCAAAAGUAUGUGGUUACAUGCACGCCAAGGACUUGCUGCCUGAGUCCAUUGAGACAGUUUGGGAGGAGCCCAACGUGACGGACAAGAUGAACGAUUCUCUCCACAGAGAAAAGCGCCAAGUCCACGACCACAACAAAAACACCUGCCCUCUGUUGCUGGUGGCGGACUACCGCUUCUUUACACACAUGGGCCGUGGACAGGAGAGUAUCACGCUUAAUUACCUGAUCGAGCUGAUCGAUCGAGUCGACGACAUUUAUCGAAACACGACGUGGAAUGACGAAUUCAAAGGCUACGGAGUGCAAAUACAACAGAUGAUCAUCCACAAGGAGCCCACUCAACCUCCAACUGGUCGUGCUGGCACCGGCUGGGUCCACUACAACAUGCAGAACAGCCCAGUGAAAGGAAAGGAGGUUUGGAAUGUCAAGAAGCUUCUGGAGCAAUUCAGCUCGGACAUAGCUGACAACGCAUCUCGAGUGUGUCUGGCCCACCUUUUCACAUACCAGGAUUUUGAUGAGGGUACCCUGGGCCUGGCCUAUGUGGCCCCUUCCAAAGCGCAAGCCCUCGGCGGCCUCUGCCCAAAACCUUAUUAUCCAUCUCAGUAUGCCAAGAAGCCCAGUUACCUCAACACCGGCUUGACCAGCACCAAGAAUUACGGCAAAACGAUUCUCACCAAGGAGGCAGAUUUGGUGACCACACAUGAACUGGGUCAUAACUUCGGAGCCGAACACGAUCCGGAUGACAUUCCGUUUUGUGCGCCCCCUGAUGAACUAGGAGGGAAAUAUGUCAUGUACCCAAUUGCUGUGAGCGGAGACCAUGUCAACAACAAGCGUUUCUCCAUCUGCAGCAAGAACUCCAUCGCAAUGACGCUGCGUCAUAAGGCGCACAUGUGCUUCAAGGAAAAAAACAGCAAGGUGUGCGGCAACUCCCGAGUAGAGAAAGGCGAGGACUGCGAUCCCGGCAUGCUCCACCUCAGCAACGACCUUUGCUGCACGUCGGACUGCAAGUUUAAACCUGGUUCCCAGUGCAGUGACCGAAACAGCCCUUGCUGUAGAAACUGCAAGUUUGAGAGGGCAGGGAAAACGUGCCAAGAGCCUAUCACAGCUACCUGUAAGGGCAUUGCCUCUUGCACAGGCAACAGCAGUGAGUGUCCUCCCCCUGCAAACGCUGCGGACAACACAGUUUGCGUAGACAACGGCCGGUGUCACAACGGAGAGUGCAACCCGUUCUGCGAGGCCGUGCAGAACCUUCAAUCCUGUGCCUGCAAUUCAAUAGAGGAUUCCUGCAAAGUGUGCUGCCGGGGUCCGAAUGGCUCCUGCUCGCCAUUUAAAUUAUCCAAUGGCAACUUCCUUUUCCUACGUAAAGGGAAGCCUUGCACUGUGGGCUUCUGCGAUGGGAAUGGAAAGUGCAUGAAGCAGGUGCAGGACGUCAUUGAACGUCUCUGGGACUUCAUUGACAAACUGGACAUAAACACAUUUGGUAAGUUCCUGGCGGAUAAUAUUGUAGGUUCUGUUGUCGUCUUCUCGCUCCUCUUUUGGAUCCCUCUCAGCAUUCUGGUUCACUGCGUGGACAAAAGACUUGACCAGCAGUACGAGGAGAACACAAUGUCGCUGUGCCGCCCAAUGAAUCAGACGCUUGAGGUUUGUAAUAGAGCGCCAGUCGUAGCAAGAAAUCCUGAACAAUCUGGAGUCGGCGUCAGUGAAGAUCGUCAAGCCUCCGUCUUUCUCCUCCGCCGGCCCGACCGCGCCGUUCGCGCAGCACCCGCUCUCGGCCGUCUCAAAUCUGACGCCCGGCCCGAGCUACGCGCCCACGCCGGACAGCGGCGGCGGGCUCCGGAUGGCCACCAUUCAGGAGGACAACAGCAGCGAAGAGAAGCCGAUCCAGGGCGACGGCUACCCAAUCGCAGGAGCCUGCUCGUCGGUUACGAGAUCCUCCUCCGAGGACGGGAGCGAUCAGAGCCCGUCGGGUCGGGAGAGGCGGCGCCUCAAACGCCAGGAGUGCUUUGA